AAUGAUGAUUAUCAAGAAAACUGGCCUGAGCAUCAACAAGAAAAUGAAAAACUAUGGAACUGUGAUGAAAAAGAAUCCACUUGUUCGAAUCUUUCUAAGGUUUCAGACAUAGUUGUUGAAAAGACUAAUGAAAAUUACUUUGAAUUUGAAUUAUUGGUUCUGGUGUUGAUAUUGAUGCCCUUUUCAGCAGUGUUGAGCUGGAUUUGCGGUGUUCUACUAAUAUAUAGAGCAAAAUUCUUGUUGGCAAAAUUGAGAUUAGCAGAUAGCAAUUAUAUUACUUUUCUUGAUCCUCUCUUGAUAAAAUAUAGCCAGACUUCGAUUAAAGAUGUUUUUCAAUACUCCAAUAGACCUAUUGAAGACACGAUAAACCAAAUAUUGGAGGAUGGAAUUGAUUGUUUGAAGAAUAUACCUGCUAUUGAAGUUUGUAUCAUUAAUGAAAUAUAUUAUUCUUCAGAUAAUCGAAGAUUGUAUUGUAUCAAAGAAGCAAUUAAGAGAGGGUUAAAAGUUGAAAAGAUAUCUAUCUUGAUCAAAAUAGUAACAGAUACGAAUAUUUAA
Dentiscutata erythropus is the source of this 555-nucleotide messenger RNA. The record is from the annotation of a GenBank genome assembly. Lineage: Eukaryota; Fungi; Glomeromycota; Glomeromycetes; Diversisporales; Gigasporaceae.